UCCCAAACAAAUAAAGCUCAGCCGUUUCACUCGUCGUAGCUGUUGCUGCUCUGCUUGAAUUCUCUUUUAAAGACAGAUACAUUUGUUUGCAAAAGUUUUUCUUCACAUUUUAUUGUUUUCUUGAGUCUGAGGGCACUUUGUAUUUUCCACGCUCCUGAUCAGCUAUGCUUAGCAUCUUCCUCAGCUUUGGUAUCCUUCUGUUCCAGACUACAUCAGGGCAAGAUGCAGGUGAUGGAUUCCGACAGUGUACAAAGGAGGAGAAGCUGCCCGUCUUGGAGGUGCUACCAGGAGGUGGCUGGGACAAUCUUCGUAAUAUGGAUAUGGGAACAGUAAUGAGUUUAAAUUACUCUCAUUGCAGGACCACUGAGGAUGGUGAGUACUUAAUCCCAGAUGAUGUCUAUGUGACACCACAGCGUCAGAGCAACCUGGACAUUAAUUCAGAAAUCAUCGAAAAUUGGGUGUAUUACAAAGAUACCAUUGCUGACUCUGUCAAUGCUGAAGCAUCCUUCUUCUCUGUUCUAAAUGGCAAAUUUUCUGCAGGUUUGGAGCGCACCAAAAUGCAUAAUGUUUAUGAUCAAACAGUGACAACUCGUGUCCAAGUGAAGUACUUCAUCUAUUCUGUCAAGGCAAAGCCCUACUUCACAUUUGAUAACACUUUUAAGAAGCAGCUGAUGGAUAUUGCUAACUACCUGGAAAACAAUCAGACCCGUGAGGCCAAAUACCUUGCAGAAAUGCUUAUUCUUAACUAUGGUACCCAUGUCCUUACCAGUGUGGAUGCAGGUGCCACCUUGAUACAGGAGGACCAAGUCAAAUUCACCUAUGUUGAGGACUAUGUGAGCCAAAAACAAACUGUUACAGGUUCUGCUACUAUCAAUUUUUUUGAUAAAGUUAAUAUCGGCAUUGGUGGGGGAACUAGUUCCCAGCAAGAGGCAGUAAAAAAGUACAUUGAUAAUACAGUUGAUUCAAAGAUUGAAAGUCAUGGAAGUGUGCCAUUUUACCCUGGCAUUACCUUACAGAAAUGGCAGGAAGGCACCCCUAACCACCUUGUUGCAAUUGGUAAAUUUGGACUGCCUAUACCAUUUUUUAUUAACACAGAAACCCUUCCUCAUUUGCCACAUCCUACAGUGAAGCGUUUGGCCAAAACUGUAGAACAGGCUAUCCGCCUUUACUAUGCCAUUAACACCCACCCAGGAUGUAUCACCUCUGACUCCCCCAACUUUAACUUUCAGGCCAAUGUAGAUGAUGGAACAUGCCAGCAGAUGAACACUAAUUUUACUUUUGGGGGCAUGUACCAAGAAUGUCAUGGCAUCUCUGGUUAUGCAACUGAAUCAAUCUGUAAGACGUACAGGACCAAGAACCUGCUUACAGGAGAUUUUUCAUGUCCAGUUGACUAUACUGCCAUACUGCUACACAGUGAGGAGAAGACAGUUGUGACUCCAGACCCAGAAUGCCAUGAAAAAUGCCAUUCUUGCUGGUUAUUUUUUAGCUGUUGCCACACUGAAUGUGGUAUAGUCUAUCACACCAGCAAAGCUGUGUUCAGUGCCUAUUGGUGUGCUGCCUCAGGCAUUGUUCCCCAGUCAUCUGGUUACUUAUUUGGUGGUCUCUACAGCAAAGACCUUGAAAAUCCUGUCAGUCGGACUCAUUCUUGCCCUAGUUUCUUCUUUCCACUGGAUAUCUUUGAUAAUCUAAAGGUCUGUGUGAGUGAUGAUUAUGAAAUGGGAUUCAGAUAUUCAGUACCAUUUGGUGGCUUUACUAGUUGUCAGAGUGGUAAUCCUCUUGCUGGUACUCUGAUGGGGCAAAGUCCUGGGGUCUUACAAGAUUUCUUCUACCAGGGCAACCCCACCAGUUAUCCUAUGAAGUGCCCCAAGGGUUUCACUCAGCAUUUGGCUUACAUUAGUGAUGGCUGUGAAGUUCGAUAUUGCAUUAAGGCUGGCACUCUUUUUGAGAAAAGACUGCCUUCGAUCAAGCUGCCCCCAUUCACCAAUCCACCCAUUUUCAAUAUUAGCUCUCGUGAUACUCUCUAUGUGCUGAACCCCGAAAGUGGGGGUGCCUGGGUUAAGGACCUCAAAACACAAAUGUGGAAAAUUGCAGAUGCUUCAGAUGAGACAAAUUUUAUUCAGCUCUUUCAGACCUCUAGCACCAAACAGUCCAAUGGGGUUGCUGUUGGUAUCUCUGUUGCUGUGGUGGUGGUAGUGGUGGUCUUUGUCAUCUCUGUGAUUGUUGUUAAGAGGAGGAGGUACAAAAGCCAAGGUUACAGUGAAAUACAUCAUGCUUCUGACAUAGGAGACCAGCCAAGUUAUGGGACAGCUGAAAGUACACAGCAGUCUUCUGCCAUCUCUGUGACUGAAGAUGCUUAAUACAGCAAAUAUUUGGACUCACAGUAUUGGUUUUAAUUCUGUUAAAGAGAGGGGAAGGGGGCUACUGGAUAAAAUAACCUCCACAGUAUCCUAUGUACGCAAAAUUCAUUUUUCUUUAACUGUGUAGAUUGCACUUACUACAGGUAAUGCAGACUUUUGUUUUCACCUUGCUUUUAGCUGUGAUGUCAUUUUGGAUAUAAUCAACUUAGGAUAAUAUAAAUUUGCUAAGACAUUAAAUUGCACAGAAGUUUCCAGGAAUGUGCAUCUUGAGUGACGGUACACACAGCAACUUGUUGAUUAGUAAUAGUAAAAGAUGUAGCUAAUUUACUUUGUAGCAGCUCAUUUAAGUUGCUUGAGAGAUUAAUACAGUUUUUAUAGACAACAUUAUCCAUAACAUAAUGAAUCACUGUUAUUGUGGCCUCAGAUAUCUUACAGUUCAGUUACAUCAUUGAUGCUGUUAGCAUUCAAAUUUUUCAGUUGAUAACAUUAUUAAAUGGUGAGUAAUGAACAUGCAUAAAUGUCUACUCUCCUACUCUUUUUGUCUGUGUCAGUGCAUUGCAAUAUGAUGUGCCCUGGUCUAUGGGAAAAGCAUUUACGUGGAAUCCAGCAUUCCAUUUCUGCUAAUCUGAUGGCAAGAUCAGGUGUGAUUACCACCUUUUGGGAUGAAAGCACAGAAUUGAGGUUUUAAGGUUGGCCUACUGUUUAAUGGCACUCAGACUUUGAGCAUUCAGCUGGCUGCAGCAUUACACCUGGGUGUCCUUUUGCUAAGUACAUCCUGGCCAGAGGAAGGGCGGGUUAACUGGAGAGUGUUUCAUAAACAUCUAGAGCUGGCAUCCAUCUAGCAGUAAUAUUUUUUCAAGGAACAUACAGUCAUUAGGAAAAAAAAUGUCUGCUUGUUAGGAUAAGGGAUUUUGAUCUGAUGUAAAGUAAAUACUGAAUGGAGAAAUUAGAAGUCUUAGUACAGCAACAGGCUGAGCGAACAAAUGAUAAUGUCUGUGGAAAUAUUUUCUGACUAAAGCAUCUUUCCAGUUAUCUUUCUGGCAAAGAUAUGGAGGUUGUGGAAUGACACUGAAGAUAUGUCUUUCUGCAGCACAUAAUAUCUGAAAAUGUUUACUUUGAAUGUUGUUUUGCUGACUACUUUAAUAUUAACUUUGAAUAAAAGUAUUAAUAUCUA
Messenger RNA from Protopterus annectens (West African lungfish), 3531 nucleotides. It is a transcript of the gene MPEG1, whose product is annotated as macrophage expressed 1. Lineage: Eukaryota; Metazoa; Chordata; Ceratodontiformes; Protopteridae. The coding region runs from base 165 to 2357 and encodes 730 amino acids. The transcript has a single exon. The record is from RefSeq and is a predicted model, not a curated record.